AUGUUUUUCCUCUCCCCCUGCCUUCUCCGUAGUCGAAGUAAACGUUUGCUUGUACAGCUGAAGAGCGCCGCGCUGUCCAACUUCUUCUAUAUGACCCACAAAUCUCCCAGCAAAAAAAAUACAAGAAUCGCGCUGAGAAAGCAUGAUCCUAGGGCUGGAAAGCAUGUGAUGUUCUAUGAAACGCGGCAGCCAGCUGACAGCUCGAAGAAGCGUUUAAGCCUUCACCUGCAGAAGUAUAUCCAUUGGACAGGCAGGAACAUGAAACUGAUGGCGAGGCGGGUCGAGCGGGCCUGGGAAUAUGGAGCCUUUCAAAAGUAUUUCGAUGAGAAAUACCCAACUCUCACAGACUCAAGGGGAAGGAGUUUGCCGCGCAUGAAAUAA
This is a messenger RNA of Eimeria necatrix, 381 nucleotides long. Its product is annotated as ribosomal protein L33, putative. The record is from RefSeq and is a predicted model, not a curated record. The transcript is spliced from 3 exons. Gene Ontology annotation, biological process: translation. The coding region runs from base 1 to 381 and encodes 126 amino acids. Gene Ontology annotation, cellular component: large ribosomal subunit; ribosome. Gene Ontology annotation, molecular function: structural constituent of ribosome. NCBI's taxonomy places the organism in Eukaryota, Apicomplexa, Conoidasida, Eucoccidiorida, Eimeriidae.